GCAUAUAUUCAAUUUCUAGAAUACCCUCUCCAUUUUUUCCCUUGGAACGGCACACACUCGAAUAUAUUAGACAAAACAUAUAUUCGUGCAUAUACAAACCGUCCAAGUUUCAAACUCUUUUUCUCUGUUCGUUGUCCAUUCAUUUUCAUCUCCCUAUCCACUCUUCUCCUCUUGAAAUAACUAAAUCACACCAACCCAGAUUCAAUCAUCUUCAAAAUCCACCUGCAAUCAUUCAACUUUUUGUUCGACCGAUCAAAAUUAAAAAAAAAAUCCUUUUUAAAUCAGCCCACUAUAUCCUCUCGAUUUCAGCCGGCCGGAAAGUCCCCGUCUCGGAUUCCCAAAUAUUUUACUUCAGCUGAAAAUGAUUACGUCAUCAACAGAUUUCGUUUCAAAGUCAACGCUUUGACUUGUUUUGCAAAGAAUCUGAGUAGGAGAUGAUGCGAAUGAGGGAGUUGACCUCCGUCAAAGAAAAAAAUAACGAAUUGGAGGUCCGGCCGGGAGGAAUGCUGGUUCAGAAGCGAGACCCGGAUGAGGCACUCAACCGGAUUCCUCCCCCUACAAUAAGAGUUCGGGUCAAAUACGGGUCAAUAUACCAAGAGAUGAUCAUUAACUCUACGGCUACAUUUGGUGAAUUGAAGAAGAUGUUAUCCGGGCCUACCGGACUGCACCAUGAAGAUCAAAAGAUAAUAUACAAGGAUAAAGAGAGGGCCUCUAAAACGUUUCUUGAUGUUGUGGGUGUAAAGGAUAGAUCGAAAAUGGUGUUGUUGGAUGAUCCAGUUAGUAGAGAGAAGAGGUAUGUGGAAGCUAGAAGGAAUGCCAAAAUUGCGAAAGCUGCUAAAGCGGUUUCGGAUAUUGGUUUGGAGGUGGAUCGGCUUGCUGGUCAGGUAUCCGCGCUUGAAUUGGUUAUAUCGAAAGGAGGGAAAGUCGCGGACGAGACAAUGUCGAAUUUGAUCGAGUUGUUGAUGAACCAGCUUCUAAAGUUGGAUGAAAUUAAGGUCGAUGGUCCCUAUGGAGAUGUGAAUCAGCAGAAGAAAUUGCAGGUAGAAAAGGUGCAAAAAUUUGUUGAAACUCUGGAUGUUUUGAAGAUUAAAAACACGAAAAGGAACAGAGUGAAUAAUGGUGUCACCACCGCCCCAAACCGCCACCAAUCUGGGCGGUCGGUUGAGAAAUUUGCUCCAAUUGCGGCCGCGAGUCAACAGCGAGAGGUGUCAAGUAAGAACACAUCAAGGGGAGUUGUGGUGACCACACAAUGGGAGACUUUUGAUUCAUUGCCAACAAUUAUUCAGGCCCCACCAUCGACAUCAACAUCAACAUCAAUCACCGGUGAAACAAAACAACACAACUUCAAUUGGGAUUUGCUCUUAAAGUAGUUGGAAACGUCGGUUUCAAUGUGUGUGACUUUUUGGAUUUUUGUUCAUACUUGGUUUGGCAGGCAUCCCUCUUCAUUCUUUUCUAUACCUAUUAGUUUUUAGCAUCUUCUCUUUCUCUCUUUUUUAUUUAUUUUAGGUUUAUUAGUGUGUUUUUGCCAUUUCUUAUUCAAAUAAAGGAACAUUUAUUUCCAUAUUAUUGUUUUUAUGAUCUUAAUCAAAUUAGUAAACUCUCA
This is a messenger RNA of Helianthus annuus (common sunflower), 1603 nucleotides long. Its product is annotated as BAG family molecular chaperone regulator 1. Gene Ontology annotation, biological process: protein stabilization. Gene Ontology annotation, cellular component: cytoplasm. The transcript has 4 exons. Gene Ontology annotation, molecular function: adenyl-nucleotide exchange factor activity; protein-folding chaperone binding. Bases 435 to 1370 code for a protein of 311 amino acids. The record is from RefSeq and is a predicted model, not a curated record. Lineage: Eukaryota; Viridiplantae; Streptophyta; Magnoliopsida; Asterales; Asteraceae.